Messenger RNA from Scutellospora calospora, 249 nucleotides. The record is from the annotation of a GenBank genome assembly. NCBI's taxonomy places the organism in Eukaryota, Fungi, Glomeromycota, Glomeromycetes, Diversisporales, Gigasporaceae.
GAAAGCGGUAAUGAUAUUCUACAAAUUUUAGAAGAAUUUGUUCAAUAUACUGAAUAUAAAGCUGUCGGAUUUCAUUCCUUUCUUAAUCUUAAGGAAAGAUUGAAAACGACUGAUUAUGUAACAGAAUCAUUGCAAAAAAAAAUGUUGUAUGAAAAACCUUUGUGCUUUAUUUUAAAAUUAAGCAAUGGUAUGUUGCAAGUUACAAGUUAUGGUGACUUUAAAAAAGGGAAUAAUGUAGAUAAUUAUUAA